This is a messenger RNA of Antechinus flavipes (yellow-footed antechinus), 14595 nucleotides long. RefSeq names its product zinc finger protein 469 (gene ZNF469). The record is from RefSeq and is a predicted model, not a curated record. Lineage: Eukaryota; Metazoa; Chordata; Mammalia; Dasyuromorphia; Dasyuridae. The transcript has a single exon. The coding region runs from base 206 to 13060 and encodes 4284 amino acids.
GAAGUAUGAGAACGGCCUUUGUCUUAGUUGCCAACCCACGUUUUUGGAGCGGUGAGGAUGUAAGCAGGGUCGGCUCCCGGUUCCUCUGGCUCUGGAGCCCCCUCUGAAAUACUUGAAAGUGAGGGACCAUGCCUGGAGAGAGAGAGUCCAUUGCUGAGGAUCCCAGGGCUGCCGUUCCCUUCUAGCCCUGCCCUUCCCCAGUACCAUGAAGGGAGAGACGCAGCAUGUCUAUUCCAUCAAGGAUCCUGAGCCCAGCUCCAAGGAGCAGGAAAAGGACUUUGAAUGUCGUGGGAGUUUGGAUGGAGGGGACCUCGACCAUCCCCAGCCUGACGGACUGCCCAAGGCCACCUCGCCCUUUAGCAUCAAGGACAAAGAGCCUCACAGCCAAAGGGAGGCUGUGAUCAGGCCGCAGCAGGCCGGGAAGAUCGACUUCAAGUCCCUUCACAACAGGCCCAAACUGCUGAGUGACGGCCCGUGGAGCGCCGGGAAGGGGACGCUCCAGUCUCCCACGGGGAAGAGCAGGGUCCGGGAUAAAACCCGGCGGUCCGCGAGGGGGGAGCGAGGCCAUCAGCAGCUCUACAGGCUCACCAUCGCCAACUCCCGCGCCAACCCCACCAUCGGCAUUGCCUACCCACAACAGAAAGUGACGCCGCCAAAAAAGUUGGAGGUCGCCAAGAGCCCCGCGUCGGGAAGCUACCGGUUCAACGUCCCCAGCAUCCCGGAGCGCGAGGCCGAGCUCCGGCAGGAAGAGGCCGGCUUCGGCAGGUACUUCCCGGAGGCUCCCUCCAGCCUUACCUCCACCAACUAUACCUCACAGGCCCCAACCACCACCCACCCACACCACAGCAGGAAGGACCCGCAGCCGGCGGGCCCUCCGCAGGACAGCCCCAGCCUGGGCAGGCCGCCGCACUACUUGGAGUUCCAGGUAACCAGGGCCGACUCCUGGCCUUCCCCGGAGAAGAGCUUCCCAGGUGCUAACUAUGACGUGGCCCCCGCCAAGCCGUGCCCCUUCCCCGAGAGCAGCAAGUCCAGCGCCCACUGUUUCGUGCCAUUCCCAUACCCAUUCCAGGUGUCCGAGCCCUUCCCCGUCGAAGCCCCCGGCCACGACUACGUGGGGGCUUCCCUGGCAGCUCACCACGGGGGGUUCGUCUUCCACGCGUCCCCCAGGGACUGGCAGGAGGACCUGCUGGCCAAGAGCUCCUUUGACGGUUUGUCCCAAGAAGGCCAGGCCUAUUCGCUCCCCUCGCAGGCGGCUCCCUUCCUGCACCCACAGGCCCACGGGGCUCAGCUGUCGUCACCUCUGCCCUGCUACAAGGGCCACGGAGACCCUCCCCCCGACCCAAAUGGUGCUAUCUCUUCCUCUGGUGCUAACGACCAAAACCCGACUCCAUUCUUGGAAGGCCAAGGCAUUUUCUCGACAAGUUUACACGGUAGCACGCCCAAAGCCGUCACAAAGAGGCAGUCCUCCGCCAAACACAGAGUCCCCAGCCCACGAACGCCGGCGCCGAGCAGUGCUCUGAGAAGGAACGUACCACAGAACGCGCUCCCCCAAGUGCACUUUCCCAACAAAGUCUUCGGAGGUUCCCCGGCCAACGGCAUGAGCCCCGCGCCCGUGCCCUUGGAUAAGGAGAGUUCCACAGUGACCGAGGGCCACCCCAAGGUGGCCCCGCCAUGGGACGGAGGCAAUAAGACGUUUACUACCCUAGACUCGAAUUCGGCACUUUAUUCCACCACCGCUGCUGCUGCUGCUGCUGCUCCCGGGGUCGGGAACCCGUUCCCCUUUGAAUGCCAGACUGGUCCUGAGCAGAGGCCCCCUGUUCAGAAGGGUGCCCGGGUGCCGUGGCAGCAGAUUCAUCUCACCUCUGCCAUCCCUACUCCAAACAGAAUCGAACCCUCCAGACAGUUGAACAGCCCAAAGCUUCCCUUCCCUCCGGGCACAUCUGAAUGGCAAGGAGUAGGCAAAAUGCCCAAAACAGCCCCGCUGUCAGGCCCUCCAGGCUAUCCCGGGAAGAUCCGAGGAGCCGGGGAGAAGAUCCCAGCCCAGAGAAGCGAACCCAUCCAGCUGAAUGGGGGUCCUCCGGGGGUGUAUGCCUACGAAGGGCUGAAGGAAGCCAGCUCUCCUUCCUGUGAUACCAGGACCAAACCCUUGUUCUUUGGGCUAAGCCAGCCUCAGGCUUCACCCAGGAGAGCUUCCAAGCUCUCUCUGGUCCUGCCCUCCCCCGGAUUAGUAGCAACUUCUCCAGUCAAAUCCCCUCUGCCCUCCCCUCUCCCCAAUCCCACAAGCAAUAGCACUUGUUCUUCUCUGUCCCCUCUGUCCAACAGUCCUGUCAAUCAUAGCUCAGAAGACAGCCAGCUCUCGGUCCCACUUGCCCCUUCCUCUUAUUUCCAGCCUCCCAUUCACCCAAAGGAGAACAGCAAGAUUUUCCACUCUGCAGACACAUCGAGCGACCUAGCCAUUCCUUAUCCACCUGAGGCCAUUAAGGCCUUUCAUUUCCCCACAGAUGGACCAAAGGAGGAGAAUCUCUUUAAAUGCCUUCAGGAGAGUCAGUUUCCCAGAGCAGUCGCUGAUAUGGGCAAAGGAGGUCUGGACGGCUUUGAAGGGGGUGAGCUGCCCCCUUAUUCUUCCCACCACUUCCUAGCCAACUCAAUCAGCAGCGCUAGCCUGGACCAACUGGACGUGCUGCUGACCUGCAAGCAAUGUGACCAGAACUAUAGUAACCUCGCCUCCUUCCUGGAACACCGGCAGUACUGCGGUUUACACUCGGCGUUCCUGGCCGAGAUGCGAGACGGGCCGAGACCGGCCGAGGGCCGAAAGCGCCCUCCGGACUCUCUGCGAGCCCCCCAGCCUGGGUCUGGACUCACGGGUCCCAAGGGACCUUCUGAUCCCCACUCACAUUUGCUCAACCCCAACAAGUCCUCAGACUUCAUCUUAGAUGGGGAGGGUAAGGGAGAAAGCAAAGAGGACCCUUUAAAGGGAGGCUUCUUUCCAAAUAACUUGCCUCUUAUGGCUUCUGACUUGGAGAUAGAGGAUGCCAAGUUGGAUAGCCUGAUCACUGAGGCGCUGAACGGCCUCGAGUAUCAGUCGGACAAUCCGGAGAUUGAUAGCAGCUUUAUUGACGUUUUCACCGACGAAGAACUCUCAGCCAACAAAAGUCUGGGCAACAGCCAGUCCUACAAGACCAAGGAAGGAGCAGGACCCGAAAGCAAGGCCAAACACGGGGCCCCGGAUGGGGGACAGCCUCCGCCCCCAACCACCAGUCACUGUGAAGAAGGCUACCUGACCAGGCGCAGGAGCCAAAGCAGACUUGCAGAGCAGCCGCCCCCUGAGAAAGAACGGGCAUGCAGAGCAAGGGAACGGGGCAGGGGAAAGAGGGUCAGUCUGUAUAGGAAAGAACUGACUCCCAGUGAACCCCUGGAGGCGGGAGGGAAUAACAAGGUGGGGAAGGCAAGCCGAGGGAGGCCAAGGAAGAAGUUCAGCAAGACGGCCUCUACCCCAACCCCCCCGAAAAGGCCCAGCUCGAGGGAACUCAGAAAGCAACCCCGAAGAAGCAGCCCUGAUUCAGACCCCGAUGGAGUCGCUAACACACAAACUGGACCCAGGAGUCCCAAGCGGCACAGGUUCUCCAAGAAAGAAGGGAAGAGGAGGAAGGCUCGCAACGGUACCUGGAGCAAAGAACUUAUUCAUAAAAUCGUACAGCAGAAGAAUAAGCCACAUAAACUACAAGUCAAGAACAGCCGAAUCAUGCAGUUCUCCCUGGUGACCCCCAAGCCCGUCCCCGUGGCCAAAAGUGGGCAGUUUGGGGAAUACGAUUAUAUCUCUGAUUCAGAUGAGGAAGGAAGAGGAUGUUCCCUGGGGGCAUCCAGGAAGAGACAGCUGGAAAAUCCCAGCAUCAAUGGCAAGCCCAGACAUACCUUUUUAAGACAAAAUCAAGGAGAGAAGAAUUCAGGCCAGAAACGGGGAGGAAAGAGAUAUCAGGAUCCCCAGGAGGACCCAAGUGAUGAAGCAGCGAAUAAGGAAGAGAUUGUGUCCUUGAGCCCGGAGAAUAUUUGCCAGCCUUCCCCUGCUGAUGAUCAAAGCCCUUAUCCAGCCAGCAAGAUAGAAAAGCAGUCCCAAAGCACCGAGAAGGGAAAUUCUGACACUGAAAAGGAAAGCAUCCAGGAGAUAAGGAGCCCAAGUGAUUCUGGUAAUGCUUUGCCUCUUCCCAUCCCAGGACUUCCACAGCUUCCCAACCAUGGGGACCCUCCAACAGAAAACUACCCUGUGUUAGAAGAUUUUCCCAAGAAGAGCAAAAGAGCCGGCUUGGCCAAAGUCUCGUCAGCCAAACUCCUACCAAGUGGCAAGUCCAGUUUUUCACCGACCAAUUACAUAAAUGAAAAUGGAAGAGCUAUGACAGCAGAAAAAACAAUGCUGAGCAAAGAUAUUAUCAGCUCCACGUCCAGUCAGAUUGGCAGCGAUGAAAAAGCGGCCUCCGAGUCCAAGAUGGGAGGAACCCAUGUUGAUGUGGUACCUCCGGAAAUCUCCGAAAGCCCAGCUCUCUCCGCUUUGCAAGACACCGUCCAUAAUAUCGAGCCUCCAUUUUCUCCUUUCGAUGAGGACCCUCUGAAGUACCAAACUGGAGAAUUAAUUAAUCCACCACAGGUUUCAAACUCUCUGGAUCUCGGCUACACAGAAGCCAAUAUGGAAUUCUUAAAGAACCACGACUCCAGUGCAGACGCUAAAGACUUUGCCAUCCCCACUGGCUGUUACGAUGGGGAUCCUCUCGAGAUUAUGCUCUCUAGCAAAGGGCAUGAUUCUUAUGAGAGCGCCACUAAUGAAACAUCCCCUGGGCAAAAGGAUUUAUCGGGUCAUUUCGAUGGUGACCUGUAUUCGAAACCUUUAGUUCUGGCGUCAUCCCAUGGAGACAACAUGUAUUUAGGUCAGGAUGACUCCAGCUCGAAUGCCUUUGAGCCCGGACCCUCCAAGAUCCCACCCUACACAACAGAAUCUGAACCGGGCAAAGUCUCUCCCCCGCUGAGCUUUGAUUCAUCAUCUAUAUUCAGUAGCCUGCCGGUGGCCGGAUUUGACACACCUCUCUACGGCAGCAUAUCCCCCAGCAAGGUCAGCUAUAUUCCUUUUGCCUGCGAGAGCAGCUCCCCAAGCAAAUCCACUGAGCUUGAGCCACAGUACCCACCAUUUCUCCAUGAAAAGGACUGGACUCUGGAAGAAGUAUCGCCAGUCCUGUCAGAUGACAUGGGCCAUUUUCAUGACCUUUCAGUGGAAAAAUCAUUAGAUAAAAAAUUUCCUGAUGAAAUAACUGUAACUCAUAGUCCAAUCCCAUUACCAGGAAAGAUAGAAGACUAUAGUGUACCUUUUAUGAAUAACAUAUCAGAGGAUGAGCUGGAAAUCAAGCGAUUGGUCACAGAACUGGAAAGUGAACUUCAAACUAGCAAACUUGACGAUGCAGCGCCUGGCGUCCUACAUUCUCCUGAGCACUUUAUUGCUUUGGAUGCACCUGAAACAACAAAACCGUUUUCACCUUCACCUCUAGAACAAGAAUCUGAACACGAGAAGCAUUUGUUCUUAACCCAUGAGCUCACCCAUCUUGAGGACACAAAUCUUGUAGCACCCACAAGUCCCAGUGGAACAGAUCCAGGCGAGGACAAAGAAGUGGCCAGUAUGGAUGGAGACUAUGGAAGUCAUCAGGAAAGCUGGCCGUGUACCAUAUCAUUUGACCCACUGACAACAAGCAUGUCCCCGAAUGCACAUGAAGAUACGGUCACUAUAGAUCCUUUUGGUUCCCCCUUGACUUGUGACCAGUUUCAGCUCGAGCUCCAGGAAACUGAUAUUUCAAAGCAGACCAGCUGCUCUGAGAUCGAAAAUGAAUCCCUCAUUAGUGCUGAUCCCCCCUUUUCUGAUGUGUCUGAAAACCCAGAGCCUUUAGCCUCUGCAGAAAGCUUGACAAAGAGCAGCCCCAUCAGAGAAUCUAUGAGUUCUGAAAAUGAGGAAGCUAGCAAAAUAACUAAACAGGAUCCUCUACAACUUCUCCCAGGAAAAACUAGAGAAGACAUGUUUCCAGAAGCCCAUGAGAUGUCUCAAACACUCAGUGAGCCACCUGAGCUAGAAGCAUUUGACAAUCCGGUAACCUUUUUGAAAUCUGAAAUGGUUUUUCAGGAUGAUAGAGUUCCAGUUCUGGAAACCACUUCAUCUUUGGAUGCCGGAAAUUUCAACACCUCAGAGGAAAAUGCUUUAAAGAAAGCAAAUAGGGCAGAAACUCCUAAGAGCACAGUCAGCUCCCAGCCCAGUGAAGAGGAUCCUAUAUUGGAGGGGAACAAGGAAGGCAUGGCUUCCAUCUCCUAUUCGCCAAUGUCAAUCUGUGAGAAGACUGGCAACCCAAAAGCUUCAUUAUUUGAGGUGCUGAGUUUGGACAAAGAUCCAGCUUGUGGUGAUGAAAUAGAACUAGUAUCCCAGGGUUCAAUAGCAAAUCCCCUACAAGAGCUCCAGCUCUUUGUGGCCAGGACAGUCCAAAAUAAUGAGGAAGAAAAAAUGCCCUCUUGCCUCACAGAGCUACUCUCUGCCAGUCUCCAACUCCCAAGCACCAGCUCUCCUGAUCUGAAAGAGGAGAGUCAGGAAGAUGGGCACAUGGAUUGUAACUGCAGCAAUGAUGAUGGAAUCAUGGAAGAUGGGCAGAUAGCACCUCUAACCCCCACAGUAGGAAUUCAGCUGUUCGCAGAGACAGGUGAUGAUCUGGAUUUACUCAGUGAAACAGAAUCAUUCUCUUUAAAGCAAUCCAUAGUGGGGAGUCCCGAGGCACAGAAUCAUGUAACGCAGCUACAUCAGAGUCCAGAACCGCAUGAUCUUCACAUCUGCUUAGAUGGUGUCUCACAAAACACCAGUUCCAUCCCAUUUAGUGACACUUCUAACUUCCCAGUGGCCAAAUUAACAAAAAGGGAAGAUCAACCUAAUAGAGACCUAGAGCAAGACCACGGCAUUGCAACCUGGACAUUGAAAAAGCAUCAAAAAUUCUCACUAAGCCCUAUCUCUCUUGAGAGAGAGGAACUGGGUGAUCCAAUCACAGAGAUACUGGGCAAAGGCAAUGCUUUGGGGAAGGAGGAGAAGCAGUUACCCUCUGCUAAAAAAAGCAAAAGGACCCCUGAGAAAUUGUUUGAUGGGCUAACAGUACUGCCUGCUUAUUCCCCAAGCUCCAAGCACCUCUUGGAGAAGGACCACUGGAAAAACCAAACAAUUUCAGGAUCAUUUUCAGAAGAAGCCAGUAUCUCUCCAAAGAAGCACCUUCAGACCCCUCUCUCAGGGGAAGACUCAGCCCUCGAUCUUCCUUUGCAGGCAACAGUUUCUGGCCAGGAAUGUGUACAGAGUAAUGGAGCUGAAGACCUCUUGAUUACUGUGGAUCCUCAAGCUGAAAAAGAUGACUAUGGUGUCCUGCUACAUGAUCCAGAGAGGAAAUCAACUCUUUGGUCUUUGGAGAAAACCAUCUAUGAUCCUGAGAAAAGUCUAAAAUGUGGCCCUGCACAGAGCCCAAUAGAAAAGAAUACCAGUGAAGAUGUUCAUUUAACUCGGCCAUUAUUUCAGGACCAGAUCAUCAGGCUCUCCCUUCCACAAGUUGCAGAUGGCAAUGGCAAAUGCUGUGCAGAGGAGGACAUUUUAAAUAACCAAGUGGAGGCUGGAGAAGAGAAACCGAGGACCUCUCCUAAUCCCUUUGACCCCAGUCAUGCUAUUUCAUCUCCAUUGGCAGAAGAUGUCUCCCCAAAAGCACCAAUGCAUGACUCCACCAUUUCCUACAUUUCCCACUUGGGUCAGGAUGAUGUCAGAAGAACAUCCUUGAAAUGCACCUGCAUAGGGUUGGAAUGCCCCCACCAUAAGGAAAACCAAUCAAGAUCCCUCCCCGAUGUAACUCUCAAUAUUCACUCCAAAGAGGAAAUUGAAGUUUACCCAGAGGGUCUCAGGCACUCUCUGUUUAGCGAGGAAACUAAAGUAGAUCAAAUGCCCAUUUCUCAGCAAGAAAAAGAAGCUAAAAACAAUGAAAAGAAGUUAUAUUCUGUAACUGUGGACCCUAAACUUACAAAGAUGCCUGAAACCAACAUUGGGGAUCCAGAGGAUGCCUAUCUUUUGGCAGCAACAGCAGUGAGCUCCUUCAAUUCUGCUUCUCCGAGUAUGGACCCAAGAAAGGACAGUUUAAGCACCGGUCCUUCUAAAAGUCAAGGAAAUGAGCCGCCAGAAUCUUUCAUCGGUGAUGUGCAAAGCCACCUGGAUCCCGUCCCAGAAAAGAGUAGAUUUAAAAAGAAGCCACCACCUUUGAGGAAUGGCCAAUGGAAAAGAAACCCCCCCCAGUCAAAUGAGCUACAAGUCACAUGUGAUAUCUGCUCCUUGUCCUUCAAAUCCAAACCCGGCUUGAUGAGACACAAAGCUGUGAAACAUCGGAUAAAGAAUGAUGGCCCCUCGCAGCCAAAUAAAACAACCAGAUCGAGCUCUGCUCCUUUGGAAAAAGGACCAAAAAUAUCAAGACACUCUAAGAAAAGCCUAAGGGCCAUAACAGUGAAAGAGAAGGCAUGUGAUUCCCUAAUCAACAGCAGCCCUACUCUUGGACCACCUCUGGAGGAGGAGUCCAACACCCAAGAACACCAGGAGGUCAGUCCAGGGCUAAGUAGCCUCAGGGUUGCAGCUCCUCCAGUGACCCCAAAACUCCUGCACUCGGACUUGGUGGAUGACAAAACAAAGAUACAACCUCAGGACCUGGAGUCUGGGAAAUCAGACAGAUCCCACAGAAGGAAGCCCAGUCCUAAAAAAUUAGACAGGAGGCGAAAAGGUAGGAAGCGCCAAAGCAAAGAACCUGCAGGCUUAAGCAGUGAUUCGGAAGGGAAAUUAAUUCAAGGAGUGAGAAAAAAGCAAGUGAAAAGAUUCCCCAGGAAAAAGGGAUGCUUUGAGGAUUCUGACUUAGAGAAGAGUAUCCCAGAAGUUGCUCCGGAUGUGAGUUUAGCUAGACCUGACUCAAGUUCAUCAUCUACCAUUGCCAGUUAUCCUGGGCAGCCAAAAAGUUCCCUCUCGCCACCAGGAAAAGACUGGUCUUAUUCAUCUCUCAGCGCCAAACCAGUCCAAGAGACUUUCGAGGAUGUGGCUGAAAUGGGAAGUCAGAUACUAUUCACAGAAGAGACACUUGGCCAAAAGACCAUCAGUGAUUUGAUAGGUGGUCAAGGGAGGAUGGAGAGCCUGUCUGCAAGAGAUCAUGUUCAGAUUUCAGAGGAAUCCUGGGAAAACAAUUUUCUGAGACCCAAAGAGGAAGGGCUGUGCGACGUUUACAAUGAGAUGAAUGAAGAUACUCGUGGUACAAAUGUAGAGGAAUACAUCAUGGAAAGAAGGAAGUUAGGAGAUGGCCCAUUGGGAAAGUGUGAUUUGCCCUUGAAACAGGAACCCUUAAGUCCUGCUGAGCCAGACAUGCCCUUAGCAGCUUCAGAUCCGGAAGUGUCAAUCACCAGUCUACCCCCAGUCUUCUCAGAGAAUGCUGUGAUGGACUCAGAAGCCCAGCGGGAGGGGGAGCAGGGCAAAGAGUCCUUUGCCAAAGAUCAGACCAAAGUGGACCUCCAGCACUUAUUUGAUGAUGAUGCGACGUUUUCCCUCCUCUUUCCAAGGGACGAUCACUUCUCCCGGAGGAAGUGCACCCGUGUUUAUGGGAAAGGGCCCAAGAAACCCAAACCAGUUAUAGAGACCAGUAGCCAGGUGGUGGGGUCCACAGAGAUGUUCUCCAUCCGCCUGCCCUCAGAUCUCAGUGAUACCGACUCAUUCUGCGUCACCCAGGAGGACCCCUGCAGUUACGAGUCCAUGUCUUUCCACGAUGCCUUUUCCCUGGACAUGUGCCAGGGGAAUGACGCCUGGUCUCUGAGUCCCGGCUUAGGGACUCAUAAGCCGGACGGCGAAACAGACAGGGACCACAAAAUGGGCCUCAAUCUGGAUGAUGAUGAAAUGCUGACCUAUCUCUGCCCAAACAACAGGCUGGAGGCCAUCCCCAGCUUACACAUAUCGCCGGCUGUUUGGAAUGACCUGGAAGUCCUGGAUCACUGUAACGAGAUGCCUUUCAAGUCGCCUUUGGAAGCCAAGACCGAGUAUUCUCUGGGAGAAGCGAGCCCGGAGCCCCCAGAGCUGGAGGUGGAGACCUACGCCGGCCAUCUCCAGAGGAACCCCAGCUCCCCGGACCUUCAUCCCAUCGACAUCGAGCUGCUGAGCACCAAGUUUGAGAUGAGAGACAUGCAUUUCUUUAGCACCUGUGAAGACUGUUCAGGCCAGUCCAACCCAAGCACUUUAAGUUUCAAGAAGGUGAAUGAACACACGCAACCUAACAAAGCAAAAGAAGAGGAAGGGAAAAGGGGCAGGAGUCGCAGCGACCUGACCAUCAAGACCCGGGAAAAGCACUACAAGUGCAAAGUGUGCUUCCAGUGGUUUCUCACCCUGGGAGAGCUGGACUUCCAUAAGCUCACUCACAACCCGUCUCCUCCCCCGACAUGCUACAUGUGUGUCCAGCGCAAGUUCAGUUCCAGGGAGCAGCUGAAGGAGCAUUUAAAAGGAAAGCAUGCGAAAAACAAGGUAGGUCUUUGGGCCUGCGGCAUGUGCCUGAAGGAGAUCUCGGACGUCUGGAUGUACAACGAACACCUCCGGGAGCACGCCGCCAAGUUUGCCCGGAAAGGUCAGGUUCAGAAGUGCAUGACAGGGUUGCCCCCCUGCUUUGGAGAGGACAGUGCAGUCACUCAGUUUCUGAACACCAUCAUGAAUCGGAAGCCCAAGCCCUCCCGGGGCAAGCGCUCUGCUAGUAAGAACAAAGACCCCAAAGUUCAAGAACCCAAAGGAAGUCCGGAUAUCGCUGAAGGCAGCGGCAAGAACAAGCCCUUGGCUCAGACCAACGCUGCCACCAACAGCAGCUUCCCUGCCGCAGCCACCACCUUAUCCGGCUCUUCCAAAGUAGGCUCUCCUGAUCCCGGACCUCCUGGCGAGCUCCCUUCCAAAGUGGUCCCCAUGCACCCGCAGUGCAAAGACCCUUCCAGGGAUUGCCACCACUGUGGAAAGCAGUUCCCCAAGCCCUUCAAGCUCCAGCGCCACCUGGUAGUGCACAGCCUUGAGAAAAUCUACAUGUGCACCCGGUGUCCCAAGUUCUACAAGGAGACCCGAGAGCUCCGGAGCCACCUGAGCCAGGAGCACGGUGUGAAGGAGAAGCCGGACAUCAAGCACACCACGCUGUACGCGUGCGAGCUCUGUGCCGACGUCAUGCACGUCAUCAAAAAGUCCUUCAUCUGCAGCACGUGCAAUUACACCUUCUCCAAGAAGGAGCAGUACGAGCGACACAUGGAGAAGCACCUCGCCGAAGGCAACCGGACUUUCAAAUUCAGGGGGGUGAUGAGACCCGGGGCCAGGGCCAGAGAGGGAAAGGAGAAGAAGAAAAAGGACGUCAGUUCCCAGGAAAGUGUGCCCCCCAACAAAAAGAGGAAGGUUGCACUUCCCAGCUGCCUCCCGGGGCCAGAGGCAGAGGGGAUUCCAGCCCCACUAGAUCACCAUGUGGACAGUAAGCCUGCAUCGGGCAACAAGUCUCCCCCAACCCUGCACAAGCCCUUCCCAGAAGGAGCUCCUGGCUCCCUGGCAAGACUGUCCGAUGAAGAAAAACCCAAGGACCUGAUGGGCUGCUUCUCUGACCACCCAGACACAAUGGAAGGCUGUCCCCUUGAGCUCUUGCAGUUACCCCCACCAUGCCUCUCCCCUCUCUCAGAUACCCCAGAAGAAUUCAAGGAGAGCAACAGUAUGGCACUGCUUUGUGUACAAGAGCCAAAAGAUGAUCUCCCUCCAAGCCCUGCUCCUCUUCUAGAAGUGAGCAAGCUGGAACAAGACCUACCUAUACUCGCGAUUGAAAAGACUGAAGAAGUUGGUGAAAAUCUAGCAUUUCACCUGGAUCCAGUGCAAAGCAGACGCACAAAUACUCAAGAUAAACCAGCAGUGAAUGCUGACAAAGAGACAUCUGACCAUCCCAGUUCCCCAACGGAGACCCCUUUGGUCAGGACAGAGAAGAAAACCACCACAUCACACAGCAACAAGAUGGAGGCUCCAUGGCCCAAAGAACCACAGAAGGUCCCAAGCAAUGGCCUCAAUGGAGCCACAAUGUCCCAGAAGGAGAGUUCCUUCAGACUUAGUUCUACAAAGGUUCCCCAUCCUGCCCAGCCCUUCAAGGAUCAAACGGCAUCACCAAUUCUAAAUAAAGUCGCCAAGGACUCAGCCCCCCAGCAGAAAACAACAGCGAACCAUGUCCCCAGAGAGGCAACUUCCAGUACACCCGUUAAUGAGGAUGUACCAAGGCCCCCCACCCUGAAAGCCAAGUCCAACCAGAGUCCUCGUUCUAAGGACAGUAUUGGGAGCAGUGUCAAAGAAGGAGGCAGUAGUCAAACAAAACCCACCAGUUCCCAAGUCAAAAGUGAGACAGCAGCAAUCUCAACUAAGCCAGACCAUAGAGAUCUUGGCAUAUCACCUGACAAGCCAACUUUGAGCAUCUCCACCAAAGGCUCCUCCAAGAUUCAAAAAGAACAUAGGAGCUCGGGACACAAAGGGAGCUUGGGCUCCAGAGAGAACCUCAAGGGUGAUGGGAAGAAGAAAACUCCAGAGGUGGGUAGGGACGAAGGCCCAAGGGACUUGAAAAAAGCAGAGUGGACAAGUAAUAAUAGCUCCAUAGCAUCCUCCAGAAGGCGUGGGACUCAAGACAACCGAGUCUCCAAAUCCCGACCUUCGGGGACAAGCAGCCAGCUCAAGAAAACCGUGCCUGACCCUUACAAUCAAAAGAAGAUAGAAACUCACCACCACAGAAGGAAUGCCAAAUGCAAAAAAGGGAUCUUGGGGAAAUCUUUCCGGGAAGUGGUGCCCAAAGGAACUCCCUCGACCCUCCAUAACACUCUCAAGAGGAGUAGAACUGUCCAAGGUGCUAAACCUGCUGAAACUCAUAAGUAUAGGACAGUUGAAUCCCAGAACAAUCUCCUAAGCCAACUGUUUGGCCAAAAAUUAACUAGCUUUAAAAUUCCUUUAAGAAGAGAUACUUCUGAGUAAUUUAUGAAAGUGACUUGUACUGAUCCUCAGCUGCCAUCGCAGGGUUGGUGAGGGGAAAAAAAUGAUCAAAGCAUUACGUUCAUUUGUGUAGCAUGGUUUCUCUGUCUAGUUUAAAUGAACUUGCACUGCUAUCUCUGUGAAAUAGUUUGCUUUGUGUCUACUAAUCUUUUUUUUAAUUCACCUGAUUUAUCAUGCAAAUGCUGGGACUUUGAUGUCUCCAAUGAUUCCAUGAACUAAAAUUGUAAUCGCUUUGGGCAGCCUGAAUUGUCAAGAGCAAUUCCUUUCUUGCAGAAGUGCUGAGGUUACAAGGGUACAGGCCGAUCUCGGCUAUCCUUGGAGACUGUGUCUGUGUUAUCUUUAUACAAAGUACUUGAAGAGAUGAACUUCAUUCCAUGUGCGUCUUAUUCAUAAGGUGCAGUACACUGUAGAAAGCAAACGUUCAACGAUUUUGCACAAAUUAUCCUGUACAAUUCGUUUAAUUAGAAACUGACAAAGCAGUACAUUUUUAUUAUUGUUGUUAUUGUUGUUGUUAUUAAAACUACAACACCCGGCCCUGUAAAUGAAAUUGGAGGGAGGGUGCACAGCUUUCUGUUUAAAACAGUCAUUCCCAAGGGAUUCCUUCCCUGCAUAGCAAAGUUAUCCCAUUCUAGCUUUGACAUUGUGUGGGCCCUCUCAUUUCAGACAGCGGUACCAUUAUUUGACCACUGUAAAUGCUGCCAAUGGAUGGAUGGGAAAUGCCAGUUGACUAAAACCGCACCUUGAAAUUUGUGACGAACUUUUUUUCCAUUUGGAAAAUGGAGAGAACUGGGCUCACUUGCCACCACUGACUGGUGUUGUCUCCACAGUCCCCGAAAGCACCAGUUUGAACCUCUCACUGUAUAGAGUAAGCAGCUCUAAGCAUCAGCUUUCUGACUAUGCAGUACCCGGUACUAUUUUCAUUUUUUAAAUGUGAAUACAGACUUCCUUGAUUUAAAAGAAAAAGAAAGUGGUGGAGAGGAGAUGAGGUCUAAGAGUGACCAGUGGGACACAAUUUGGGCCUGUACUGAAGGGAAAUGAGAGAGACUGAUGAGAUCCUAGAUGAUGUCCCAUUGUACUGGUCCCUCCACCACAUCACGCUCACUUAAGGUUCUGUCAUAUUUCGCAGAGGUUACACCCAGGCUCUGCGGUUUGAAAGAAAAACUCAGGUGAAAAGCAGCCUAUGAAAGAAAUGACCUAGGACUGCUUUUCCUGAGCUCCCAGAUCAAGGAGGUGUAUUUAUGCACUGACACAAUACAGAGUAGUUGGCACCUGGCCUUUUUAAAGAUUUAAAAAGAGAAGGAAAAAAAAGAAGCUUUAUUCUGUUCAUGUGUAUCUUUAAGAUUCAUUGUAAUGUAUUAAAAAAAUUUUACCUUGGGUGCAAUGUCUAUGUCAAAAGUUUUUAUUUUGAUAUUUUGUCAAAGAGAGCAAACUGAGCAAAAGUUGCCUUUUAUGAUGUUGUAUGUGUGCUAUCAAAAGUGCCUGUUUAAUAUUGUUAAAUAAAGUAUGAGAUGGAACUA